Colletotrichum orchidophilum is the source of this 1338-nucleotide messenger RNA. Its product is annotated as glycosyl hydrolase family 18. The record is from RefSeq and is a predicted model, not a curated record. Gene Ontology annotation, molecular function: chitinase activity; chitin binding. Lineage: Eukaryota; Fungi; Ascomycota; Sordariomycetes; Glomerellales; Glomerellaceae. Bases 1 to 1338 code for a protein of 445 amino acids. Gene Ontology annotation, cellular component: extracellular region. Gene Ontology annotation, biological process: carbohydrate metabolic process; chitin catabolic process. The transcript has 3 exons.
AUGUUGUUCCGUUCUCUCGGCCUGGCCUCCGUGGCUGCCGUGGCUGCCCAGGCUUCUUCCGCGAACACUACAUGCACCGGAGGAACCGGCGCGGCUCCUCGUUAUGUCAUGUACUUUGACCAAUACCACACCGCUGGAAUUCCGGACAAGUCUAUCAUCUCAGACGUCACCCAUGUAAUCACCGCUUUCGCAAACUCGUCCCUAUUUGCCUCGAAGCCGGCUGGUGAAUAUAAGCCCUUCAAGCCCCUGAACGAGAUCCGUGCUUUGUUCAACAACGGAACCAAGGUCUGCAUGGCCAUUGGCGGAUGGGGAGACAAUGAUGGGUUUGGUCAAGGUCUUGCCACCAACGAGAGCCGCUACAAUUUCGCCAAGAACGUCGCAGAUACCGCGGUCGAACUUGGAUACGACUGUGUCGAUAUCGACUACGAGUACCCAGCAGGCAAUGGAGCGGAUUAUCGCCAGAAGCCAAACAGCCAGAAGACGUCAGAGAUCAACACUUUCCCUCUGCUCUUGUCUGCCAUCAAGACGCAGCUGAAGCACCACAAGAAGGAGCUUUCCCUCACUGCCCCGGGCCUCGAGCGCGACAUGAUUGCCUUCACCAAGCACCAAACCCCCAAGAUCAGCGCCGCUGUUGACCACUUCACCGUCAUGACCUAUGAUUUCAUGAACCGCCGCGACAACAUUACCAAGCACCACACCGACGUCAAGACCUCGCUCGAAGCCAUCGACAACUACAUCGCUCUCGGCGUCGAGCCCGCCAAGAUCAACCUCGGUUUCGCCCUGUACGCCAAGUGGUUCACCACCGCAAAGGGCUACAACUGCACCCAGGGUCUCGGCUGCCCCACCGAGCUCCUCGAGGCCGCCGACGGCACCGAUACGGGUCUGUCCGGCACCGUCACCUUCGAGACUGCCAACUUCCAGAGUGCCCCCACCAACCUGACCACGUCUCUGGACGGUUCCUGCGGUGCUGGCACUUUCUACAAGUGCUCCACGGGUAACUGCUGCUCCCAGUACGGAUUCUGCGGCGACACUGCUGCUCACUGCGGCAACGGCUGCCAGUCUGACUACAGUAUUUGCAACGGCACCUCCACUCUCUCUUCCUUCCAUACUGCCAUUGCCAACAGCAAGACCGACGAGGUCAAUGGUGGCCAGUGGUAUUGGGAUGCCGCCGGGCCUUUCUUCUGGAGUUUUGACACCCCUGCUCUUGUCACCCGCAAGUUCAAUGAGAUUGCCAAGGCUCGCGGCCUCGGUGGUGUCGCUGUGUGGAGCUUGGGCGAGGAUUCGUACGACUUCAGCCUUCUUAAGGCCAUUCAAGCUGGCGUGAAGGCUUGGUUCUAG